UUUCUGUUGUUCUGUAGUUUGGACACCACGUGUGGGAAGCAAAGAGUUUUCCUGAUUUGUUCAGCUGGCUGCCCUCACUAUGCUGGCUGCAUCUGGGAACCGUAUCCGUCACCAGUUUGGACGGUUCCUGGCAGAAGGGCAGCUCGGUGCUCCAGUGCAGCAGCCUCUACGGCCUGGUAUUCUGGGCUCUAUAGCACUGUCCUUCACUGAUCAGAACAGAAGCCCAGAAACACUUAACUCAGCAGCAAAGAUUUACAAAGUUCCUGGUGGCUGCAAACCCUCUGCAUUUGACAAGAAAAUCCUCCUGUGGACUAGGCGUUUCAAGACAGAAGAUGAAAUUCCCCCAAGAAUCCCGCUGGUGAUGCUGGAUGCUGCCAGGAAUAAAGCUCGAAUAAAGGUCUGUUACAUAAUGAUUGGCCUCACCAUUGUGGCCUGCUUUGCUGUUAUUGCCUCUGCUAAAAGAGCUGCUGAACGCCAUGAGACCCUCACCAGCUGGAACCUAGCAAAAAAAGCUAAGUGGCGUGAAGAAGCUGCUACAGCUGCUGAGUCCAAGGCUAAAUAGAAUUUGCAUGCUGUUGAAACAAGGAAAAUGGAAAAAAUUGAACAAAACAUCUACUAUUCAGGGAAAGUGUUGAAGAAAACAUAAAAUGU
Eublepharis macularius is the source of this 651-nucleotide messenger RNA. RefSeq names its product family with sequence similarity 162 member B (gene FAM162B). The record is from RefSeq and is a predicted model, not a curated record. The transcript is spliced from 4 exons. Lineage: Eukaryota; Metazoa; Chordata; Lepidosauria; Squamata; Eublepharidae. The coding region runs from base 80 to 562 and encodes 160 amino acids.